This is a messenger RNA of Apodemus sylvaticus (European woodmouse), 2741 nucleotides long. It is a transcript of the gene Plek2, whose product is annotated as pleckstrin 2. Gene Ontology annotation, biological process: actin cytoskeleton organization; intracellular signal transduction. The coding region runs from base 77 to 1138 and encodes 353 amino acids. NCBI's taxonomy places the organism in Eukaryota, Metazoa, Chordata, Mammalia, Rodentia, Muridae. The record is from RefSeq and is a predicted model, not a curated record. Gene Ontology annotation, cellular component: plasma membrane. The transcript is spliced from 9 exons.
UCCGGGCGGGAGCGGCUUCCUGGGCGCGGGCGGCCUAGGCGGCGGAGCGCGGGGACAGCUCACCUGGAUUGGCGACAUGGAGGACGGCGUGCUCAAGGAGGGCUUCCUCGUGAAGAGGGGCCACAUUGUCCACAACUGGAAGGCACGAUGGUUCAUACUUCGGCAGAACACGCUCCUGUAUUACAAGCUAGAAGGCGGCCGGCGAGUGAACCCGCCCAAGGGGAGGAUCGCCCUCGAUGGCUGCACCAUCACCUGCCCCUGCCUGGAGUAUGAAAACCGGCCGCUUCUCAUUAAACUGAAGACCCAAACCUCCACUGAGUACUUCCUGGAGGCCUGUUCUCGAGAGGAGAGGGACUCGUGGGCCUUUGAGAUAACAGGGGCUAUCCAUGCAGGGCAGCCGGGGAAGAUCCAGCAACUCCACAUACUGAAGAACUCCUUCAAGUUGCCCCCACACAUCAGCCUGCAUCGAAUUGUGGACAAGAUGCACGACGCCAGCAGUGGAAUCCGGCCGAGCCCCAACAUGGAGCAGGGAAGCACCUACAAAAAGACCUUCCUGGGCUCCUCGCUGGUGGACUGGCUCAUGUCCAACAGCUUUGCAGCCAGCCGGCUGGAGGCAGUGACCCUGGCCUCCAUGCUUAUGGAAGAGAACUUCCUCAAGCCAGUAGGGGUGCGGAGCCUGGGAGCUAUUCGCUCUGGAGAUCUGGCUGAGCAGUUUCUGGAUGACUCCACAGCGCUGUACACUUUUGCCGAAAGCUAUAAGAAGAAGGUAAGCCCCAAGGAGGAAAUCAGCCUCAGCACCAUGGAGUUAAGUGGCACUGUAGUCAAACAAGGCUACCUAUCCAAGCAGGGGCACAAGAGGAAAAACUGGAAGGUGCGCCGAUUUGUUCUGAGGAAGGACCCAGCUUUCCUGCAUUACUACGACCCUUCCAAAGAAGAUAAUAGGCCAGUAGGUGGGUUUUCUCUUCGUGGUUCCCUUGUGUCUGCUUUGGAGGAUAAUGGUGUUCCUACCGGAGUUAAAGGGAAUGUCCAAGGAAACCUCUUCAAAGUGAUUACGAAGGAUGACACACACUAUUAUAUCCAGGCCAGCAGCAAGGCUGAGCGAGCAGAAUGGAUUGAAGCUAUCAAGAAGCUAACAUGAUCUAAAGGAGCAGGACCAGGAUCACCGUUGGAUACAGAUGAGACUUCCUGGAGAACUGGAAUACAAGAUAUUGGGCUGGGGAUGUGGCUCAGUGGUGGAGGACCUGCCUGGCAAUCCUGAGGCCCUGGGUUCAAUUCCUAGUACUGUUAAAAAAAAAAAAAAAAAAAAAAAAAAAAAGACUUUACCAUUGUACAUUUUGCAACGCUUUGGAGUGAGACUACCCAUGGUGGCUCCUCAGAUGACAGUGGGCAUGCAACUUCCUUCUGCCUUCCUAUGACCAACUUUAGAAGCUGGGCCAGCUGUUAGGUGGGCAGCGUCUUGACUUUGCUCUUCAGGACAGAAGUGUCUUUGGAGACCACAGUGGUACCUCUUUCUCUGCUGGAACACUAACUCUAGCUCUGCUAUAUUAAAUACUCAAGACAGCUCUCUCUCAACUGACUUCAACAACUCAGUAUCUCAAGGAUUAAUAAAGAUUGACAUCUGUCUCUGGCUUAAUAGGUCAACCUGUAAGGCCUUAUGUUUUACAGAAGCUGGUUGUGGAGAAAUUUCAGGUGAUCUGUCGCCAGGAUGAUGUUUCUCACUUUAAAGUGGGGAUGCUGACAGAUGACUGUUCAGAGGAUACUGUUUGUCCUGUACUGUAAGACAGCAAGUAUCACAAGUUGCAGAUGCCAUACUCUCUUGAAAUCUGUCACAUAUUUUUUAAAAGGCAGAAAUACAGCUUUUCUAUAUAAAAUGGACAUUUAGAAAGACAUGGAACAUGAGCUCUCUAAACGAGAAAGAUACAAAUGGCAAAAGUUAAAUUAAGGCAUAAAACUUUGCUCUAAAAAUGAACAUUAGCUGAAGUUAAGAACAUCCCCAGUUGGGGGUUAAAGUGAAAAGUCUGUAUCAUACAGUGUUUUUAUAAAUAUUUUUUUAUUAAAUUUAUACAGUGAUCUGGCAGUUAUGGCCAGGAUUCAUGCCAAGGACAAUGGCUCGGACUUUAAUAGAUAAAAUACAUAACUUACAUUUAAGGGGAAUGGAUAUUUCUAAAGUGCCUAAGUAAAAACUUUUCUUAAAAUAGAUUUCCUCUUAAUGUCUGGAAUAUCUGACCCCGUAUUCGGAAUCCCAAGAACAUGUUUUUUUCCCUUUAUUCCUUACUUUGUAAGAGACUGCCUUUUCAAGCACCAUUUUUUUUUUUUCCAUUUGGCAUCUUUCCAGGUUUAAUGUACCUAGAAUUACUUUUAGAAUGUUGACAGGUGCUUAUCUGAACUACACUACAUUUGGCUUGAUAGCUUCCUGCUUCCAAACAGCCACAGCCGUGCUUCCCAUAGCUCUGGGUGAGAUGAGGAUUCUCAAGGAUUCUAAAACAGAAGAGCACUGGCUUGAGACAAAGCAGUGAAGCCGGCAAGGUCGAGACCCAACUUUUUUCAUGCCUACUCACUGUAAUUGUUCUGGAUGUAAAAAAACAAAACAAAACAAAAAAAAUACCCAGGACACAACUGGGCUGGUGUGUGGCAGCGGAGUAGUGGCCCAAAGAUCAGCACAUCUCCUUAACUUUGAACAUCUUGAAAUAGCCACCCCCACAAAAAAACUGCCAACCAAACCAAUCAAACCAAACCAAACC